Molecule: messenger RNA, 8083 nt
Organism: Condylura cristata (star-nosed mole)
Lineage: Eukaryota; Metazoa; Chordata; Mammalia; Eulipotyphla; Talpidae
Product: KIAA1671 ortholog
Exons: 11
Coding region: 1-5358 (1785 amino acids)
Source: RefSeq, a predicted model, not a curated record
AUGGCGACGUGGGUUGAGGUCGGCUCCCUAACUUCUCUGACUGGAGUGCCAGGCCUGGGUGAGAUCACCAAGGAGGAGACCCUAAAACAUACCUAUUUCCUCCAAACCAGCGAUACCUCUGGAGCUACCUCGGGGCCACUCUUGGAAGGAAAAAGCCCCUUCGGGUCCCCAGCCCGCUUACUCCCUCUACCGAGACUCGCCCCGAAACCCUUCUCCAAGGAGAAGGCCUUGGGCCUGAAAUCCCCUGUUGCGUCCUGGGGGCCUGGGCGUCACAGGCCAUCUUCUUUCUGUGAGGUCUUCCAGGAUAAGGUGACACAGCCUCUGGAUGAGAAGAUGCCCAGCUUGCUGGAACGGGAGCCAGGGAGCGGGGAGGGCCUCAGAAGAAGCUCAUCACUCUUUGCCAAGCCUGAGUUUCUGCGGCCCAGCCCGAACAGCAUGAUUCUUUGUGAAACCACCAAGGCUGGCCCCACUUUGGGGCAGCGGGCUGGGGAGGCCAGAGUAGGCAUGUCUCAGGAGCCCCCUGCGGGCGCUCGGCCAGCAGUGGCUGCCAAGCCCGCCGUGCCGGCCCGAAAGCCUGGAGGGGUCCUGUCCCGACCAGCUUCCCUGUCUCAGGACACAAGGCCAGGAGCUACCCAGGAGGAGAUGGGCUCAAAGGAGGCACUCUCAAAGUCCAGCAGUGUGGAGGACACGGGGGGUCCUCCUGUGGAGCCCAAGAAAAGGCCCAUGUCGGCCUUUUGCAUCAAACCCAUUCAGCCUCAGAAGUCAGGCUCAGGGGGAACAGCCACAGAGCGGAAAACGCCCCCUACUCCUCCUGAGAAGACCUGGAUAAGGAGGCCCAGGCCUAUGUCUGUGGAUCUCACAGCCCCGUUUGGGAACAGAGGGGAGGCCUUGCUGAAGAAGGGAGCUCACGAGGCCACAGCGAUUGCCACUCUCCAUCAUCAGCGGCUGGAGAGCUCUGACCCGGAGCCCGAAUUGGACAGGGAGUGUUUGAUCAAAGCAGAGGCUCUCCGUCAGGACCUGGACUCAGACCUCCGGGAGAUGGCCAAGAAGAACCCAGAACCAAAGGAGAAGAUGCUUUUUAAGCAGGCAGAGAUGGGGUGCCUCAGAGCUGCCGGGGACUCAGCUGGAGUCACCCUCACAGAGGACCAGAAUCUUGAGAAAGAGAAAGCCAAGCUCGACAGGGAGAUGGAGAAGGCGCCCAUGUACCCCUCAUCAAGGCCAGGAAAGGGGCAAGAAUCUGCUGAAGUUAAGAGCAGAGCGACCGACAGGGAGAGCCUGGCCAGGAGGGAGUGGGCCUCCCGGGGCAGCAUUAAGAAGCACCUCAGCCGGCAGGAGGAGGGGCAUGCGGUGGUCUCGGCAGUGGGGUCUGAACCCCCUCCGGCCUCUCCUGAGUCUCCACUGGCCAUGCCAGAGGCAGAGAAAGCGGGGAUGAGCGUCCUGGAGCGGAUCAAGGGCUGGACUGCUGAGAGCUCCGAGGCCAGGCUGGAGACCACGAGGAAGACGCCCCAGGCACGGCCGCUGUCAGCAGAUUUCACCAAACUGUUUUCAAGUUCAGCGUCUGGCCGUGAAGUCAAGUAUGAGAAGUGUUCUGAGCUCAGUGGCGAUUCCAGAGAAAAGGAAGGCCGUGGAGCGGAUGGCGACCCUCCCCCAGUGCGCCGCUGGAAGCCUGUGCUCCGGGAGAAGCCCAGGCUGACGGAGUGCAAAGACAGUUCUACCCAUGUUAGGGGUGGGGGUGACAGCUCUGGCGGUGCUCUGAGUCCUUCUGACAUCACUGAGAAGGACGAUGGAGGCUUCCAGACCGUGCGGGCCACGCUGUUUGAGCAUCACGUGGAGAGACACACCGUGGUCACAUCCCCUGGCAAGGUGGCUGCUACCUGCCUGCCGGAGGUCAGACCCAGGCCAGAGCGGGGCUCCUGGCCAGAAAAGGACAUGCUGGAAAAGACAGACUUCAAGAGAGAGAACGCCAGGUGGUUUGAAAAACCUGACCGUGAGAAGUGGGCGCGGACCACGCUGUCCAGCGGGGAGCCCCUCCUGGAGAAAUACCUUUCGGGGGAAAGAUCCGGUCACAGCGAGCUCCUCAAGCGCUCGGAGAACCCACCCCUCUUGCAGAGGGUUGAGUCCAAGUGUGAUACCCUGCGGGCAGGGGGUGAGGGCCCCCACAGCAGCGAGGUCACCUUGGCACUGGAGGGAAAGGCCCUGGUGGCCGGGAGCUGCAGUUCUCGGCCCUCGCCGAAGGGCAGGCAGCUGACCCUGGAGACUGUUGCUGCUGACCCAGAGUGCAGGCUGGAUGGGCCCAUGCAAAGGGCCAGUUCUAACAGGGAAGCUCGAGGGACCCAUGAGGCCAGCCCGAAGCCUGACUUCCGAGAGCCAAAGGACACCUGGGGGAGCAGCUCUCUGUCCCCCAAAUGGAUCGGGGGGAUGACUGUGAACUGGCAUAAAGCCCCCAUGGUGGUCAGUGAAGAGAAAGGCCGGGGGCUGAGCCCCGAAGUGGCCAGGGGGCCCUCAGAGAGGCUGUGUGGCCGGGAGGACAUCUCAGCGAGGGCCGUCCAGGCUACCACCAGGGAGGCUCCACGAGAGGCCCUCGACGAGGUAGUCCCAGCAGGCAAAAGGGGUGGCCCUCCGGGGUACCCUCUGGAGCCACCCCCUGACUUGGGAGCACGGUCACAUCCAGACAUGCCGGGGCAGGCGUCCACCCUGGCUGCGGCUGCCUGCAGGGGUGAGCACAGGCUGGCUCCAGGGCCUCUGCCAGAGGUCAAGAUGCGCAAGGCCAGCUCCUCCGACCAGAAGGUGGACAGGUGGCGGCGGCGGACUCUCCCCCACCAUGUGAAGUUUGAUGAGUUUAGCACCCUGGUGCCACCACAGUCUCCCAAGGCGGAGCAGAGAGAAACCGAUUAUUUGACCCACUCUGAUACCACUGCCUUAAGGAAACCUCAACUGUCCCACAAUGGGGUUCCUACCCAGGAGGGGAGCUCAGGUGUUUCGCAAGACCGGACUUUUCCAACUGUGAAGCCGGGGUCUUCUGUGGAGCCCAAGGCAACAUUUUUUGCUGUGACCUACCAGAUUCCAGAGACUCAAAAAUCAAAGAGCAUUGUUAAGCCAGGGCCCCAAAACGUAACAGAACCUCCUAGAAACAUAACCCCACCCCCAACUUCUCAUUCUUUGACAUCUCCCUUGGUUUCUCUUAACCAUGAAGAGACACUAGAUGUCGGGGCCAGUAAAAACUGGGCUAGGGACAGGCAGCAUGACAGUGUAAGCUUUCCAAACUCUCAGAGGCCAAAACACCAUCGACUCUCUCUAGGGGACAGGAUUCUGGAUCCUUCUAGUGAAAAAAUCAGUGCCGAUGCCUUAUGGCAUCCCCGGGUACAGGAAGAUGGUGCUGGUUUCCAGGACCAUUGGAAGGACAGUGAGAGCAAGCUGUCCCUCAGCAAUGCUCCACAAAUGACUCCAACUUUCAAAAGUCGCCAGAAAUCCAGCGACCUCGUCAGGAGGAGGUCCGAGGUACUGAGCGAGACGUUCCCAGGCAAAAACAAAGAUGGCUACAGGUCUAGUGUCCUGGACCUGGAUGCUCUGAUGCAGGAGUACAGGAAGCAGCCCGCGAGAGACCCCAAGGAGGCUCAGGAGGGGCCGGCUGCUGACCCUCGCCGUUCAGGUGCAGACAGGUGGGGCCAGCAAGGCAGAACGGAACAGUCAAGGAGGAGCGUGAGGGAGAUCUUUGAAGCUGAGGGUCCCCCGAAACAAGCCAGUUUUGCAGAACCCAACCAAGUUUCUUCUCCAACUCAGGCAUGCUACCUGCGCACCUCCAUAAACAGCAAAUGCAACUCUCCCCUAUGGAUUCCCUCCCCCUCGGCUUCUUCUGAAGAAUAUCCAGUGUUCUCUUUUGGCUCUGAGGGUCCCCGAAAGAAGGUCUUAGGAGUUGUUGAGGAUGAACAAGAGGCCUUCGCUAGUAAAUACCGUGGUGGGAAGAGUCUGAAUUACCCAGCCGAGUCACAGCCCGCUGCCCGGGAAGAUCCUGGCACCGGGGCCAGCAUUUCCCUCGUGUCUGCCCCCACUGACCAGAAGAAAGGGGCCCCGAGGAAACUCAUUGGGAAGGAAGAGGAGGGCAGUGUAGCCCAGCGGACUGACCACCCACACGACCAUGGAAGGUCCCUGUUGGACUUGAAGAUGACUCACUCUGAGAAAGGGGCCCCUUCCAAAUUCCAAGAGGAACUGUCCGUCAUGCAGGAUGCCAGAGAGAGGAGGCGAGAACAACCCAGAGGGAGGCACAGCCUCUCCAUGGACAGUUGGGAGGAUAAAGAGGCCGGAACGCGAACUUGUCGGAGAGCGUCUGGUGUUCGAGAUCGUCCAAAGGUGAUGGCUCAGGUCCUGGAGCGGGAGGAUGCGCCCCAGCACAGCGGGCAGCAGGUGUCCCCCAUGACCUUGGGCUCUCAGAGAAGCCACAGCUUCUGCAAGGACAGGGGGAAUGAACCCUUGGUGGACCAGCUGAAGCAGUGUUUCACCAGGAGGUCCCCCGAAGCCAAGGACACCGACACCCUCGUGCAGGAAGCCAACAGCCAGUAUGGGACGUGGACGGACCAGCGCCCCAGCGGGGAGAGCGUGGCCGCCGAGUCCCCAUCCCCGGACAGCAGUGCUGCUUCGGCGCGGAAACAGCCCCUCAGCAGCCGCUUGUCCUCACUGUCCUCCCAAACGGAGCCCACCUCGGUGGGGGACCCCCACGACUGCUCGAGGCACCAGCGGAGCACCAGUGUGGACCGCUCUAGCACUGACCUGGAGUCCACUGACGGGACGGACGGGCCCCCGCGGGACGCCGGCUCUGUGACGAAGCUGGACGACUUCUCCUUCAUCGAUCAAACCUCAGUCCUCGACUCAAGUGUCCUCAAAACCCGGGUGCAGCUCAGCAAGAGAAACCGCCGCCGGGCCCCCAUCGCUCUCCGGCGCAGCCGCACCAUCGACGUGGAGAGCAGGUCUCCCUCAGAGGAGGCCGACAGCGUGUGGAUGUUCAAAGACUCAACGGAAGAGAAAUCCCCCCGGAGGGACGAGUCUGACGAGGAGGAGAAGCCCCCCCGAGCCGAGAGGACACCGGGCAGCCACCCUCAGAGGAUGCCCAUGUUCCCAGGACUGGACCCGGCCGUGCUAAAGGCUCAGCUGCACAAGAGGCCAGAGGUGGACAGUCCUGGCGAGACCCCCGGCUGGGCGCCCCAGCCCAGAAGCCCCAAGUCCCCCUUCCAGCCUGGGGUGCUGGGCAGUCGGGUGCUGCCUUCCAGCAUGGAGAAGGACGAGAGAUCAGAAGAGACCUCCCCUCAGUGGCUGAAGGAGCUGAAGUCUAAGAAGAGACAAAGCCUGUAUGAGAAUCAAGCUUGAGCAGUGCAGUGCAUGACGCGUAUGCUCGUUAAGCCUCCAGAAAUCCAUUGGAGGAAACUCAAGUCUCAGAGCUGAGUGUGACCGAGCCUGCACAUCACUUCAUUCCACUGCGUCCACCUGCCUGCCUCCUCCUCACUCCACCUUUCGAGAAAAACAAAAAACAAAAGUUUGUGGCUGUCUUAAGGCGACACAGAAAAAGCUGUCGACCCCAUGUCUCCCCCUACCCCCUACCCUGCCUUCUGCUGACUCGAGGACUCCCCCUUCCUCUCCAGAUGGGGACUCUGCCACGCCUACCUAACAGAAGCCUUAACCGUCAGAAGCCGAGACAAGGCCCCGCCGCUGCGCGUCUCUCCCGCCCUGGCUACCUGCCUGGGCCCUCCAGUCGGGCCCUGGGCCCUUCCCCUCCUCUGGCUCUCCGGAUGAGGCCGCAGCACCCCUCACCUGCAAACACUGGCACAUCUUCCCAGGAGCUCUUCAGACGGAGAAAGACAUCAAUUUGCCCAGCAUUGUCGAUGGGGCGGAUUUUUUUUAAUGUAAAAAUGUGCAUUUCCAUCCACCUUGGACACCAGCAGCAGCUCCAGGCCGGACGGACGCCUCCCUGGGUUCUGUAAGACAUCUGAAUUGUGGGAGCGUCUCCUCCCUCACCUCAGGCUGGGAUCUUUUUUGAAAGGACAUUCCCCAGAAAGAAGAAACUGUUAGUUUCCUGCUGUCAUUUGGUCUGUCAGCAGCACCACGUUUGGGGGAGGGGAGGCUUGAUUACUUUCAACACAUUUCUUGUCCCUCUAGAACAAUCAGCAUUGGUGAUUUCCAGACAUACCCACCCUCUCUCCAAGUGUGUCUAUCCUUCCAGUGGGGCCGUGUGUAUAGAGGACUUAUUUUGCUGUAUGUCAUUUUUGUUUGCUUGAGAAGGCGAUAAAGCAAUAAUCCAGCCAAUUUUCUUUGAGAUUUGAUAAUGUAUAUAUGUUUUUACAUUGACGUGUAGGAAGACAUGUGUGAAUAGGUUGAAGAAUCCAAUCAUCUCAGGUUAUCUUAUCCCUAUCCAGGCCUUUUUAAAAAUUGGGUUACCUGCCUUGUACAUAUUUCCUUGUUUCUUUUCAUUCGAAUGCUGAUUUCUGGAGGGUGACCUUUUCCCUUGGUCUCAAGGGUUUGCACCUGCAGCCCAAUAGGCCGUGCCUUUCCUACCACACAGCAGCCUGACCCCCAGAAUCUUUCACUAGAGUCUUUUUUUGUUCCAGAAGUGAGUUGCCAGCAUGGAGGAGCUUGUCCACCUUCGCUUAAGAAUGAGCACAUGGGUGGGAUUCUCUUCGUUCUCACCUCUUCGUUAUACCCAACCCCAACUCCACUUGAUCAGAUGUUUUCUUUCUGUCUAAAUGCAGGAAGUGAGGAGCCUGCUGAAAGCUUUUCUGUGGAUAGGAGUCCCCUGGCUGUGGGCUAUGCCAGGCGGGAGGCCUCAGGUGUCUACACCUGCCUUGUCUCUUUUUCUUGUUGGCUGUAAGCUCAUGCCUAGGCAUCUCCAAGACCCUUGGGAACUCUCGAGGAGAACUCUCACAUUCUCCUCUGUCCUUUGUUUUGGGAGCCCUUCAUACCAGCCUCCUCACACCCAAAGCCAAGGCUCCAGCCAGCAUCUCAGAUAUGGUGACCACCCACCGCUCCUGGAAUUACCGUUAACUUUGUGCCAACUGUCUGGGAGAUGCCCGUGAGUGAGAAAGAUGCCUGGGGAGUUUGUAUGGCAGCUGUGGUUGUAGAGGUGUCUGGGGCUGAGUUUCUUCAUGGCGUAGUGCGCAGUGAUCGCUGGCAUGUGCAUCUGCACCCCAGCCCUGAAUUCCCAAGAGGUGAAAAUCUUUCUUGAUAAGUGCAUUUUGAUAAUGGUGUCAAAAAAUACCUCUCUUCUCUCUGGCCAUCUCUCUGAGAGUCUCCAUUCAGUGCUCUAUCUCUUCUUCCCUUAUCCUGUACCACUUCCUUCUCUAGGUCAGAAUUCAGAAGGAGCACAGUCUUGUUUCUCCAGGGUAAGACAACUGAGAGCUUUGAGGUCCAGCACCACAGACAGGCCUUACAGGGCCCGUCCUGCCCUUCCUUCCAGGCUGAGCUUUGGCCCCCGUGAGCAGCUGAGUUAUUGGACCUCUUCACCUGCUCAGACUUUUCAAUCUGGAAGUCUCAAGCACCAGUAUCUAGAGGUUUGGUCGUAUUGAUAAUAGUUUCGAUUGUCUUUAUUUCCUGCAUUUCAAUCAGUUCUCUGUGGCCACUUGGGUAGGGAUUUGAUUCCUCCAGGAACUGUUGCUUCAGUUGAUUUUUGCUUUUUUUUUUCUUUUUGGAAUCCAAGCCACAUUUUAUAACACUGCUUUACAUCCAAGUAGUGACCCUUCGGGCCAAUAGAGCCCCUUACAAGACUCUUCUAGUGUUUGCACCCAGACUUCUUGUGGCUGCUGUUUCUUUUCCUUCGGGUGGGAAGGGCCCCUGGGCAGUAGGAAUUGAUCUGCUCCAUGCAGUGUGAUUACCAAUACCCAUCAUGCAGUGCUUCCAUUUUUAGCUAGUCAUGUUUUAGCUCAAGAAUACCUUUCAGAGAAAAACACUUGAAAAUGAGGUUGACCUGCAGGGCUCUAGCCUAAUCUCCUACAUCUUGAUUACACAAAAUAAAAAUCUGUUUAAUUCCUUUGGUGAUCAGGACACAGAAUAUCCACUCCCCAACCCCCUUGAAGCUGACUGGAACAGGAGCCUCAACUCCAUU